AUGAAAACCAUUAUUAUUUCAGAUUUUGAUGAAACAAUCACAAGAGUUGACACAAUCUGCACCAUUGCUAAAUUACCGUAUCUACUGAACCCGCGGUUGAAACCUGAGUGGGGUCAUUUUACCAAGACAUAUAUGGACGGAUACCAUAAAUACAAAUACAAUGGAACGAGAUCACUGCCGUUGUUAUCUUCAGGCGUACCUACGAUAAUUUCGCAGUCUAACUUCAAUAAGUUGUUUGCGGACGAAUUAAAAUAUCAAAAUCAUAACAGGGUUGUUGAGUUAAAUAGUGUAAAUGAAAUUACAAAACAACAGAUUUUUAAGUCGAUUUCUUUGGAUCAAAUGAAAACGUUCGCCAGAGAUCAGAAUCACGAAGAUUGUUUACUAAGAGAUGGUUUCAAAACGUUUUGCUCUUCAGUUGUCAAAAAUUUUGAAAGUGAUUUUUACGUUUUAUCUAUAAAUUGGUCAAAAGAGUUUAUUCAUGAAGUCAUUGGUGACAGAAGACUUAAAAAUAGUCAUAUUUUUUGUAACGAUCUAAAAAAAGUUAGUGACAAGUGUUCUCAAAGCUACAAUGGUGAAUUUGAUUGUCGGUUAUUGACAGGCUCUGAUAAGGUCAAGAUACUGGGUGAAAUAUUAGAUAAGAUCGACUCAGGUUGCAAUAAAGAAGGAAAUUCUUGCAGCUAUUGGUAUAUAGGGGAUAGUGAGACUGACUUGUUGUCCAUAUUACAUCCAUCUACUAAUGGUGUACUGCUAAUAAACCCGCAAGAAAAUCCUUCCAAAUUCAUAAAAAUUACCGAAAAGAUUAUUGGUAUCCCAAAGGAUAAAAUCUCGAGUUUUGAAGCUGAUAAUGGUCCAGCGUGGUUACAGUUUUGUGAAAAGGAAGGCGGUAAAGGUGCCUACCUUGUGAAAUCCUGGGACUCUUUAAAAGAUUUGAUCAUGCAGGUAACAAAAAUGUAG
Molecule: messenger RNA, 954 nt
Organism: Saccharomyces cerevisiae S288C
Lineage: Eukaryota; Fungi; Ascomycota; Saccharomycetes; Saccharomycetales; Saccharomycetaceae
Gene: CTO1
Product: Cto1p
Exons: 1
Coding region: 1-954 (317 amino acids)
Source: RefSeq, marked reviewed